Durusdinium trenchii is the source of this 2595-nucleotide messenger RNA. The record is from the annotation of a GenBank genome assembly. Lineage: Eukaryota; Dinophyceae; Suessiales; Symbiodiniaceae.
UUUUGCCCGACAUAGAGUUCGGCAGAGUUUUUCCUUUUUCAAGCAGAAAACCUGCCAUGCUAUCUUGAGAUGUUGCUCCAGUCGCUCGUGGCUGCGGCCGCCCCCACACCCGCGAUGCCCGCUUUCCGCCUGCGGAAACUUCGCGGGAAGAAGGCGCAGCUGCUGCACUGGAGGUCAGAGAUCCCUGAUCUCUCUGUUCCCAAGAGCCGUUUUGCCGCACGGUGUCCGGCGCGGUGUCCGGCCGCAUUGGGGGUGAUUCCAGUGCUCUAUGGGUUGAGGACGCAGCCUCCGCGACGCCUUCGUCGCCCGCGCACGCGGCAGCCGCGACCCUCGUUGAGACGAGGGGCUUCGGCGUUGGACACCCGUUCCGUCGAAGCUCCGAUCGAUCUGGCAGCACAGGAGAGGAUGCGGCGCUGGUGCGAAGAAAACGCUCCCGCGCCAGUCGGCACCGCCCGCGAGCGGUCUGAGCUGCGUGGGCGAAUCCUGGAGGCCGUCGACGUCUUGGAGGCUGGCUUAGUGGAGAGAUCGCUGGAAGCCCGAAUCUUGCUGCUGGCAGCGUUUUGCGGUGAACAUUUGCUUCUCCUGGGGCCACCCGGGACCGCUAAAAGCUUGCUGGCGCGGCGCUUGGUGCGCUUCGUGGGGAGCGACGCUGUGUUCUUCGAGCGCUUGCUGACGCGCUUCUCGGUGCCGGAGGAGCUUUUCGGGCCUUUGUCUUUGAAGGGCCUGGAGAACGACCAGUACGUACGGCAGACCACGGGCUACUUGCCCGAGGCGUCCAUCGCCUUUGUGGACGAGAUCUUCAAGGCGAAUAGCGCCAUUCUGAACUCGUUGCUCUCCAUCGUCAACGAGCGCGUCUUUGACAACGGCCCCGACCGUGUCUGGGUGCCGCUCCGAUGCCUGGUGUGUGCCUCGAACGAGGUGCCUGAAACCGAGGAGUUGGAUGCCCUCUACGACCGCCUCCUCUUCCGCCUGGUGGUGCGCCCCGUGUCCGACGCCGCGCUCGGCGAGCUCCUCCGCGUGACCCGCGCCGGUGUGGAGCCGCGAGCCGAUGCAGCGGACAGUGAGGUGACCCCUUUUCCACUGAGCUUGGAGGAUGCCGCGCAAGCGUUGCGCGGUGCGGCCACGGUGACGCUGAGGGAGGAGGUGGUGGAGAUCUUCAAGGAUGCGCGCAGCUACCUCACGUCAAAGAAGGAGGUGGUCUCCGACCGACGCCUGGGGCAAGCGGCGCGGAUGCUGCAGCUGGUCGCGUGGACCUGCGGACGGCGUGAGGUGGAACUCUGCGAUUGUGCCCUUCUGGCACAUGUCCUUUGGAGCACCUUGGAUCUCAUGCAGCCCUUCCAGCACUGGCUCCGCGGGCGCCUGGCGCGCGGCGCGCCGCGCCCGGCGGCCUCGCCGGCGCGCGCCUUGCGCGGGCUGUUGGGUGGGCUGGUGGAACGGGUGGAGAGCGAACGAAUCGAGCUGGACGAGUUGGGGAAAGAGCUGAAAGUCUUUGAAGAGGUUGUGCAGAAGGAGAUCCUGGAGAAAGAGAGGCAGCAGGCACUGCUUCGUGAGCAUUGCUGGCUGGCGCCGGCGCAGCAAGAGGAACUCAUAGAAGCCAUUGAGGAGGAGCUGGAACAGGGCAGCAGGGCGUUGCUCUUGGAGGUCUAUCGCUUGGAAGAAGUACGGGAGUCCAUGCCUGGGGAGCUGGCCAACUAUGCGAGGGAGCGGCGGAGUCAAGGAGAGCUGCCUGCGACGGAUCCGAUGCCUGGAUCCAGAAGCUUCGUCCAGAAGCUUCAGAGGCCCAUCUGGAUUCACAGCAGUCGAAUCCCCCUUUGUUUCGGCUGCCAAGCCUCUGAGCCCGAAACGAAGUCCAGCAGCGCAACCAUGUGCAAGCUCUUGCCGACAUGACGUGUCUUCUUCUUUGGGGCCCCCGAGAAACCACUUGGGGAAUUUGCAUGAAUUUUGGAGAUACUUUUGCCAGGCGUUUCUCCCGGCACUGAAACGUUUCACCCGUAGGUUCACCGUGCAUCUCAAAUCACACAGAACGGAUGGACGGACGGACGGACGGAUGGAUGGUUUAGGAGACCCCCGGACAAAUGGGAUGGGACUCGUUUCACCCGGUUUCCGAUCCAGGAAGCGACUAGUGACUAUAUAAUCUUGGGCCGAGAAAGAUCUUGUGAAGGAGCCAAGGACCCCGGCAACUGAUCUGGGUGACCGAACUCGGUGAGUCAGACCAGUAGACUCUUGAUCAAUCAGCCACCCCAACAUGAAGAGGUUCAAAAUGGAGGGGUUUAUGAAUCAAGAGUCCGACCAUUCGUCCGACCAUUUGAGACUGCAGAGACGACAUGGACCUCCGGAUGAUCCAAGAGCCGACGGUCGGAUGCACUGAGGACUGAGCCACAGACCUUCAAACUGGGCAAGCACAAGGGCCGCAGCUUCAGCGAUGUGGCUGAGAACGAUGUGGACUACUGCCGGAUGGUGGAGCGGAAGCUCGCGGAAGGCAGCUUCAGCGGCGACGCGCCUUUGGACCGGCAAGUUCGUGCCUUUGUGGCUUAUCUGAAGAGCCGAUGAGCAGGUGCUGGGUGCUGUGUGCGCCGGCAAAAAAGGAGGUUGAGG